Molecule: messenger RNA, 5063 nt
Organism: Sinocyclocheilus anshuiensis
Lineage: Eukaryota; Metazoa; Chordata; Actinopteri; Cypriniformes; Cyprinidae
Product: golgin subfamily A member 3-like
Exons: 24
Coding region: 218-4708 (1496 amino acids)
Source: RefSeq, a predicted model, not a curated record
GUAGCGAGUCGGAUCUGUUUGAAGGACGGAACCUACACAGCCACGUAGUAUAGGCAGGAGCAAGUCUGAGGAUCACCGAGGACUCAAGCUGUCUGCACCAUCCAGGCCAGCCUGCAGGCUUAACCAAAGUUUACAGAGCAUGAAGUAAAGGUGAAUUGCACUAGUGAGACCAGCUCAUGUUCAUGGAUGCUAGAGCAGCAUCUGUGGUUCAAGAAAUAUGGAAAAUGGAAAUAAUGAAACCGCCUCAGUGGAGGCCAACCCUCAGCAGCCGGAUGCACAACACGGCAAAGAUCCAGACAGCAAUAUUGUAGAGUCUCUGAAGCCGGAGAGAUCCCUCGUAAUGGAGAAAAUCCCUAACGGUCAUGUCAAAGCAGAGCUGUUGCCAAACGGAGAGGCCGUGGUGGAGGGUCAGGAAACCUGCGGAGGCAGCACCCCACCUCUGGCAACUCCAUCCCCAGGCAGCCGCCUUCCCGAUUCCCCCCUGAGCGCAGAGCUGGAUCCAGGUGUGGCCUCUUUCCCUGACAGCCUAGAGAAGUCUGAGGCAGCUCUUGCAGAGGGCUCUGUUCACAAGGGUGACGCAUUGCAAUCGCUCAGACUAAGUAUUCCUAUGCAGGAGACUGAAUUGUCAUCGAAAGAGCCAUCUGUGGAGAUGGAAAAUGAAGAAAAAAUCCGUCAGGAAGCUCGUCGGCGUCUGGAGGAACAGCUCAAACAAUACAGAGUACAGCGGCACUCUGAGAGAAACCGGCGUUCCACUCCUAAGAGCCGCCAAUUUAGCACUUUGGACCCGGAGCUCAUGCUCCAUCCCGAGGGUCUCCCACGGGCCAGUACUGUCGCCAUGACUAAGGAAUACUCUUUCCUGCGCACCAGCGUUCCUCGUGGUCCCAAACUGGGAAGCCUGGGGAUCCCUUCCAGCAAGGAGAAGAAAUCCAAAUCAUCUCGCUCCAACAAGAUCCACUCUCUCGCCGACUACAGAACUCCCGAUUCUGACGCUAAAAGCACAGAUGCAUCUGGGGGGCUAGUUUCAGCAUUUGCCGACUCGUCCUUUAGCUCUCUGCAUUCCACCAUCAGCUCAGUCUCCACAGUUUCCGAAAUCAGCAUCAGUUCCGAGACCAACGCCCACUCCGAAUCAUCUCAGCUAAUCAGAGACAACAUCACUGAUGGUAAUGACAGCGAUAGCUCAUCCUAUAGUAGCGUGUCUACUACAGGGACAUAUAAUAUGUUAGCUGCAAUAGUGAACCGGCCAAAGGCUCCAUAUACUGUCGAAGGGAGAGAGAUUGCUCCAGAAGCCAUGGGCCAUUUUCCAUCACUGCAGGAAGUCCUGCAAGCAGCCACUGAAGAGAGGCACAUGGAAGAGCUGGAGCAGGAAAGAGAAGGCAGCGUGGAGCCUCGCAGUCGCAGGGACAGCUUCUCCAGCAGCGUGUCGUAUGGGAGUUCUGUGAUGGGGACUCAUGAUGAGAUGCUGCAAGUGCUGAAAGAGAAAAUGAGGCUAGAAGGACAACUAGAGUCUCUUUCCUCCGAGGCCAAUCAGGCUCUGAAAGAAAAGACAGAGCUCCAGGCCCAGCUGGCUACAGUAACUGCUCAGUUGCAUGCCCAGGUGGAGCAGACCCAGGCCAGUCAGGAGAAGCAGAGCACCCUCACCUCUGAAGUCAUCACAUUACGCUUCAGCUGCUCUGCGCUGGAGAAGGCCAUGGUGGAUCUCCAGGCCAAUGUAGAGGGGAAGAAUGCCAGCCUGGCCUCGCUGGGCAAUGACCUGCAGCUGGCUGAAGAGCAGUACCAGAGGCUCAUGGUCAAAGUUGAGGAGAUGCAGCAGAGCCUGAAUACCAAGGACAACACAGUCUCCGAGUUGCGGCAGCAGAUGGGAGGCCUACAGGCACAGCUUCAGCGGGUCCAGAGCGAGAGGAACGCUCUGCAGAGCAGACUGAAAACCUCGCAGGCAGAAGUGGACUCUCUACAGCAGCUCCGCCUCUGGUACCAGCAGCAGCUGGCUCUGGCACAGGAGGCACGAGUGCGACUGCAGGGAGAGAUGGCAAACAUGCAGGCGGGUCAGAUGACUCAGAUCGGAGUGUUGGAAAAUCUAAAGAUGGAGAACGUUACUCUGUCUCACAAACUCACAGAGACGAAACAUCAGUCUAUAAAAGAGAAGGAACGGAUUGCUGUGCAGCUACAAAGUAUAGAGGUAGACAUGUUGACUCAAGAAGCGUCCAUCCAUCAAAUCCAGGAGGCAAAGUCAAUGGUGGAGGAAGAUCUUCAGCGCAAACUGGAAGAGUUUGAGGAGGAGCAAGAGCAUCUUCUCAAACUUGCCAACACAGCCACAACACUGGAGAGAGAGCUAGAUCAGGUCAAACUCAUUCUCUCCCAAAAAGAUGCCCAGCUGGAAUCGCUUCAGCGUGAGCACCUAGAGCUGAUGAAGCAGCUGACCACUACUCAGGAGACCCUCCAAACCAAAGAACAGGCCCUUAAUCAGCUGGAAGCAUGUUACCAGGAGCUCCAGGCCCAGCUGGAGGAGCUACAAACUGACGCCAAAGCUAAAGAGGAAACCCUGCAGUAUCUCCAAAAUGAGAAAAUAGUCCUGGAAGUUGCUCUACAGGCAGCACGGGCUGAUAAGAGCGAACUGGAUGAAGGAGCGGAAAGGCUUGGAGAGGAAGUGCUGGUGGCGUCAGACACUCUUGACCAGCUUAGGCAGGAACUGCAGGUUAAAUCAACCCAGAUUGAAGCUCUCCAGCAGGAGAAUGGCAACCUCAAAAAACAAGCACAGAAACUGAAAGAGCAGUUCAUGCAGCAAAAGGUGAUGGUUGAAGCUUACAGGAGAGAUGCCAGCUCCAAAGACCAGUUGAUCUCUGAGUUGAAGGCUUCUAAAAAGCGUCUGGUGGCAGAGGUGAAGGACCUGAAGCAGGAGCUGUUAAAAAUGGAGGGAGAAAAGAAGAGCGCAGAACAGGAACAGGCUCGCCUGCAGAAGGAAGCGGAGCGAGUCCAGCAGCAAAUGAACGGUCUGGAAGCCCAUUUACAAUCCGUACAGACAGAGAGAGACCAACUUGACUCUCAACUGCAGUCCCUUCAGUUUGACCAGAACCAGCUGGCGGCAGUGACGGAAGAGAAUGAAAAUCUGAGAAAGAGGAUCGAACAAAUGCAAAAUGAAGCCAGAAAGGCUAUCUCGGAGCAGAAGGUGAAGAUGAAGCGUAUGGGCACAGAUUUGACCAGUGCACAGAAAGAGAUGAAGGCCAAGCAUAAGGCCUAUGAGAAUGCAGUUGGCAUUCUGAGCCGCAGGCUGCAGGAAGCCCUCACCGCCAAAGAGACAGCUGAGGCUGAACUUGACAAACUCAGAACUCAGGUUUCAGAGGGUGGAAAUAGCCAAGAACUUCAGGCCAAGCUGGAGUCCCUGCAGGGACAGCUGAAGGCAGUGAGCCAGAGUAAAGCCAUGCUGGAGAAAGAGCUACAGGAGGUCAUCACCCUCACUAGCACUGAGCUGGAGGAAUAUCAGGAGAAAGUGCUGGAACUGGAAGACGAGCUUCAAGAGUCAAGAAAUUUUAAGAAGAGAAUUCGUCGCCUGGAGGAUGCGAAUAAGAAGCUUGCGCUUGAGCUAGAGCAUGAGAAAGGGAAGCUCUCUGGGCUUGGGAAAUCCCAUAGUGCAUUGCGGGAACAUGCCAAUAUUCUAGAGGCUGCAUUGGCAAAGCGAGAAGCAGAUCUUGUCCAGCUCAACUUACAGGUUCAGGCAGUGUUAAAGCGUAAAGAAGAAGAGGACCAGCAGAUGAGACAGUUGGUGCAGACGCUGCAGGCUGCUCUGGAGAAAGAGAAAAUAAAAGUCAAGGAUCUGACCGAGCAGGUGGCGGAGGCCAAGCUGGAGGCAGCCCAUAACCGCAGGCAUUACAGAGCAGCCAUGCUGGAACUCAGCGAGAUCAAGAAAGAUCUGCAGGCCAAAGAGGAGCUCAUCAAAACCCUGCAGAAAGAGGCUAAAACACUUGAGGCUCAAGAUGAGAAGCACUCCGAAGAGGUUUCUCAUUUCCAAGAGGAAUUAGCUGAUGCUCACGCUCAACUCCAGAUCCUUCAAAAACAACUUGAUGAUGAGCUCAGCAAACAGCCCCUCACUAACCAAGAGGUGGAGGAUCUGAAGUGGGAGGUGGAGCAGAGGCAGCGGGAGAUCGAGACUCAGAAACAGCAGCUGGAGAUGGUGGAACAGUGUCACCAGAGAGAGAUGGACACCCUACAGGACACUCUACAGAGGAUAAAGGUGGAGCUGGAGAUGGUGCAGGAAGAGCUCAAUGGCACACGGAAGGAUAAAUUCAUGCUGCAGGCUAAAGUGGGAGAGCUGAGGAACAGCAUGAAGACUGUUCUUCAGCAGAACAACCAGCUCAAACAGGACCUCAAAAACGGCAGGCUCAGAAAGCGGAUGGAUUUAAAGGGGGACUCGACCCCAGUGACUCCAGUAAAAAUCCCAGACUGCCCCGUUCCUGCUUCACUUUUGGACGAACUGUUGAAACCCUCAGCAUCCGUCAAUAAAGAACCUCUCAAUAACCUCCACAACUGUCUGAAACAGCUAAAGCAGGAGAUGGACAGCCUUCAGAAGCAGAUGGAGGAACACACGGUCACAGUGACGUCGUUGGCCAGUGCAGAGGAGGAGCUCCAAAAACUGGGGCUUCAUGACAACAGUAGCAACGACUCACCUGAUAAAGAAGAGAACGAUAAGAUACAGGGAGAGAUGCAGCCCUCGUAAUACACAAAGUAUCCACAAAGAAAGUUCCGUUUUAUCUCUAUGGGCACUUUUACGUUUCUUUCUUUAUUUCUUAUCAACUGCCAAUAUUUGGCUUUAUCCCUUCCUAACCAAGAUUGUUCAGGUGAAACCAACCACAGCUUUAUUUUCGGGGGUCACUUUGGUGUUUGUUUGUGUUGUAAUCAUUUUUUAUUUUCACAUUGAACGUAUAGAGCUGCUCUCUCCGUCUAGCUGUUCUGUUUAUCUCGCUUGUAGUUUCACAGUAGUCGCCCACUACUCAGCUUUGAUAUUGUUUUCUUUCUCAUCUCAUAAGAGGUUUGUGAGGGCUACUGCUAGGCUGCUUAGUCCUGCAGAAGUG